UACUGAAUUGUUCAUUAGUCUUCAGUCUGUCAUUGCACUCCACUGCCAUCUGUUCAACUACAAUCUUUCAUAAAUUCAUUAAAACUCAUAGUCUAGUGGAAAUUCUAGGCGAUCAGUAACCAGGUGAACCAAGUUGGUGAGGUAUGGCUAGUUGGAACCAUUAAAAUGGGAGUAUAUGAUCUCUAAUGGAUUUUAAUUGGCAGCCUGGACGUGAUAGAAGAGCUUCACUAAACAGUCUAAGAAUAAAGCAGGCUAUAAGUAUUUCCAUUCUGCUUCUUUUUCAUGUUAACAAGCAGUUUUUCAUCUAUAGUGCCAGCUUGUGCCCUGCAACUGAUCAACUUGGAUGUAUUUAUGAUGUUAAGUCCUGUUCCCGUUUCUAUCUGCGCUGUCUAAUGAGCUCCGGAAAUGCACAGCUCUGUUUCCCCUGGCAGUGUUCAGGGGUUUGGUGCGCGCGCCUCUCGGUGCUACCGGAGCGAGAUAGCGCUGAACAGCGCAGUUCAGAGGAGAAGCGUGUAGUGUAGUCCCAACUGCUCGUGCUCCCGGUACUGUGCACAAACCUGAAGAGCUCAAUGCUCAGAGCUCAAUCCUCAGAGCUCAAUGCUCAGAGCUGAAGCCAGUGUGCAAAUGGUGUUAAUGCUGUCCAAGCUCCAGCUUUCAGCCUGUCUUGGAGGUCAUCUCUAGCGCACGGGCAGAUCAGCGGACAUCUCUGGGGCAUUUACUCACCUUGGUGGAGGAGGUCACCCUGUCAAGGAUAAGAGGUUUUGCUGAGAUUUUUUCACCUACUGCUCCUCACGCAUUCCAACCUGCCCUCCCUUGCUCCAAUUCGGACACGAAGAACCUGCUGCCACGUCAAUCACGUCUUCACAGCUAGCUGCAGGGCGGCCCUCGUGGCCGAAAUGCCACUGUGUGCCCUGCAAGUCGGUGGGGGAUCCUGAGGGGCAGGAGGUGCCCAUCGAGUGCAGCGGGCACAACAUCAAACAUUCUGACCAAAACAUGAACCUGUGUUGGACCGAGAUCAAGCGCAAAUCCCACAACAUCAGGGUGCGUCUGGAGGCCUUCUCAGACAACAGUGGGAAACUGCAGCUGUCACUGCAGGAAAUCAUCGAAUGGCUGACAGCUAAAGAUGAAGAGCUAUCAGAACAGUUGCCUAUAGGGGGUGAUGUGGGGGCUGUGCAGCACCAGCGUGAUUUCCACCAGGCCUUUAUGGAGGAUGUGAAGUCCAGAGGGCCCUUCAUCUACUCAGUACUGGAGUCAGCACAGUCCUUCUUAGCCCAGCAUCCCUUCCAGGAACCUGAUGAAAUGCUACCGGAUGGCAAAGAAUUGUCUCCAAGGCGGCGGAUGCAGAAUGUGAGCCGCUUGGUAUGGAAACAGGCUAAUGUGGCCAGUGACCUGUGGGAGAAGCUGACAGCGCGUUGUGUAGAUCGCCACCGACACAUGGAGAGGACGCUUGAGCGGUUGCUGCAGGUGCAGGCAGCCAUGGAGGAGCUGUCCCAUGCUCUGGAGCAGGCUGAUGGUGUGAGGGACGCCUGGGAGCCUGUGGGAGAUCUCUUCAUCGAUUCACUGCAGGACCACAUCGAUGCAACAAAGCUGUUUAAGGAAGAGCUGACUCAAGUCAAGGAAGGCAUGAAGCAUAUCAAUGACUUGGCCCACCAGCUAGCCAUUUCCGAUGUGCACUUGUCCAUGGAAAAUGCUCGUGCCCUUGAGCAGCUCAACAGCAGGUGGAAGCUGCUGCAGGGUUCUAUAGAAGAACGCAUGAAGCAGUUGCAGGAUGCCCACAGAGACUUUGGCCCUGGAUCACAGCAUUUCCUCUCUAGUUCAGUGCAGAUACCUUGGGAGCGUGCUAUAUCCCCAAACAAAGUGCCAUACUACAUCAACCACCAGGCACAGACAACCUGCUGGGACCAUCCAAAGAUGACAGAGUUGUAUCAAGCACUGGCGGACCUGAACAACAUCAAAUUCUCAGCAUACCGGACAGCCAUGAAGCUACGGCGAGUGCAGAAAGCUCUAAGAUUGGACCUGCUGAAACUGACCAGCAUAGCUGAGGUAUUCAGAGAGCAGGACCUGCAACAUAGUGAAUACAUGAUGGAUGUGGUGGAGGUGAUCCACACCCUCACUGCUCUGUAUGAGAAGCUGGAGGAGGAGCGAUCAGUACUCAUCAAUAUCCCACUCUGUGUGGACAUGUGCCUCAACUGGUUGCUCAACGUCUAUGACAGUGGACGGAAUGGAAAGAUGCGGGUGCUCUCCGUCAAGAUGGGAAUAGUUAGCCUAUGCAAUGCAGACAUCACGGAGAAAUACAGAUACCUGUUUAGACAGGCAUGUGAGUCAAAUGGCCUGAUGGAUCAGAAACACCUCAGCCUGCUGCUGCAUGAAGCUGUGCAGAUCCCUCGGCAGCUUGGUGAGGUGGCAGCCUUUGGGGGAAGUAAUGUGGAGCCCAGCGUCCGUAGCUGCUUCCGCAUGGCCCCAGGUAAGCCAUCUAUUGAAGUAACUCACUUCCUGGAGUGGGUGUGUCUGGAGCCUCAGUCCAUGGUGUGGCUUCCUGUACUGCACCGUGUGACCAUGGCUGAAUCUACCAAGCACCAAGCUAGGUGCUACAUCUGUAAACAGUGCCCCAUUAAGGGUUUCAGAUACCGGAGUCUGAAACAGUUCAACGUGGAUAUCUGCCAGACAUGUUUCCUGACCGGGCGAACAACCAAAGGCAAAAAGCUCCACUACCCCAUUAUGGAGUACUAUACCCUGACCACCUCAGGAGAGAAGAUGCGGGAUUUUGCGAAGACUCUAAAGAACAAGUUCCGAUCAAAGCAGUACUUCAGCAAGCACCCUCAGAGAGGCUACCUGCCCGUGCAAACAGUCCUGGAAGCAGAGAGUGGCGAGACGCCGUGUUCCUCUCCCAGGCUACCACAUGCAGACACACACAGCAGGAUCGAGCACUUCGCCAGCAGGCUGGCAGAAAUGGAAAGCCAGAGCUGCUCCUUCUUCACUGACAGCCUCUCUCCGGAUGAAAGUCUGGAUGAAGAUCAGUACCUCCUGCGUCAUUCCAGCCCCGCUCUGGAACAUGACUGUCCGCCUGGGCCACACUUCCUCACCCACCUUGACUGCCACAACAAAGAGGAACUGCAGCGAACACUGGCCCGUCUGGAAAACGAGAACAGGAUGCUGCAGGGUGAGUACCGGCGGCUGAAAUGGAAACAUGAAGAGGCUGCAGCAGCAACACCACAGCUGGUGGAGGGCAUCUCGGGCUUGGGCUUGCCACUUGGACAGCAGGAUGAGGAGCUCUUGGCUGAGGCUCGAGUACUGCGGCAACACAAGAGUCGCCUGGAGACACGCAUGCAGAUACUGGAGGAUCACAACAAGCAGUUGGAGUCACAACUCCACAGACUCAGAGAGCUACUGCUGCAGCCCAAAGAUGACUCAGAGGCCAAUGGGUCAGCUCCCUCCUCUCUGUCGUCGCCUGUGUCAGUGGUGCACCAGGGGGAGCCACUAAGCAAAGAGACCACAGACACUGAGGCUACAGGUGAGGAUUUGGAGCCGGAGCAGGACACGGUGCUACAGCUGCAGCAGGUGAUCGAGCAGCUGAGGAAUGUCUUCCCAUCUGAACCAGGCCAAUGAGGAGGCACACAGAUUCCACACUGCUCAGCUAAACCUGGAUUGGGUCCAGAAUAUGCAAGGCGGAAAAAAUAUAAAAAUUGGUUCAGCAGAUUUGGAGGACAUUUUUUUCUGAUCUCCAACUGCAGCUCAGCAGAGAGAGCUGGAACAUUUCUGAGUGAUUCACUAAUGUCUCGUGGUGCCAAAGGCCAACGCUCGAUCGGUACACUGUGUUAACCAGCUACCUGUAGUAGCAGCAGGUGUGUGUGGCUUCUCUAGUACAGCACAAUGACCUCACCACCAACCAGGCACAGAGAAAAGCGAACUUAUCUUCCUGUGCCAGCUACUUGGUGUUUCCUUUUUUAAUUGGUUACCAUUUUUCUGUUUAUUUCUUCUUCAUGCAACACUGAAAAUGACUCACGCAUAUGCAAGCUGUCCAGGUCUUGUAUGGCCUCUGCUCUCUGGAGCAAGUGGGAGCUAUGGAUUUUUUCCUGUGUAGGGUUGGUACAUCAUCAGCAGAAUAUAGAAUAGUAUCUGGAAGCACAGCACUUGUGUUCUGACAAAUCCAGCUUAGCCCUCCUUUCUCUCUCUCUCUCUCUCUCAUUCUCACUCUUACCUCUUCCUCUUUCUCAUGUGGGUUUUACCUCUGUUAUUACAUUUACCAAGCUCUCUCUCUCUCUCUCUCUCUCUCACACACACACACACACACACACACACACACAUAUCAGUGAGGGUAUAAACAUUCAAUCAGUGAGGGCAAUUUGUAACACUGCAGUGUGUACUUGGUGGGUACGUGGUGGAAGCUUUUGCUUGAAAAAUGACAGCUCUCUGCUGUGCCCUGCAGAUGGAGGGUGGCCUAGAACAGUGAUUCCCAACCUGGGGUGGGACCGGCAAAGAUCACACAGGGUGCUGAAGUCUCUUUCAAAAAUAGGAAGAAGGGAUGCACUUUUGCACGAUGUUGUCAAAAUGUCAGAAUCGUGCAAAAGGUGAAAGAGGAAGGUGAGGCUCUACAUCGUUAGGCACUAGCCAGUAAAAACCUGUCUGAAGAUAUUAGUGACACACUUUUUCUUGUAGUCAAGACCAUAUACUUCAUGAAGAGUUGCUCUACCAACAAAAGACUCUUUGCCCUGCUGUGUGAAGAAUAGGAACAUCAGACCUUAUUGUUACACACAGAGAUGCACUGGGUGUCACUUAGCCAAGUUCUUGUACUCUGCAAAAAAUGACAUCUUAACAAGAUGGAACUACCUUGAAUAUAGACAAUUUUAACUAGUAUUUCUAAUUAUAAUUUAUAUUUCUAGCCAUUUUUACUCAUUUCAAGCUUGAACUAGUCUUGUUGGAUUGGUUGUUUUGAUCAUUGUUAGCAAUUUUUGCUAAUUUUUAGAAGCUAAAUUAUCUGCCAAUAGAAUAAGACAAUUUAAAGCUUGAAAUUUGUUUUACAAAUGGCUAGAAAUAAUCUUAUAUUUGAUUUAUUGCAAUCUUUUUAGUAGAUAAAUUUGCCUAUAUUCAAAAUAAUUUCACUUGCUAUGAUGGCAUUUUUUGUAGUGUAUGUUUCUUGGAACUGAAAGAUAACAGUUCCUAUUGUUAUCCUAUAAUCCUGCAAGGCCAAAACAGUGAACUGGCAGAAAAGCCUCACCACAACAUUCAUUUCUAGGACCAUCUUCAGUGAACUUGUUACAAAAAAACAAAAGCCUGCAACAGGCUUGAUAUGCACUAGGAUUUCAGACUGGCUCGCAACAAAAUCACACCAGACAUUCCAUCUCUGAUCAGGGGCAUGCAGGCCCAAGGGGGCCAUUAAGUGCACAUAAUGGGACAGUUUUCCAACAGGCACAGUCAUUAAGUGCACAUAAUGAGACAGUUUUCCAACAGACACAGUUGUCCCAAGUGACCCAGUGGAGGUUUACCUGUGUUUUUGAUGUUACCUGCAAGCUCCUAUCAUUUUACUUGCAGAUCUGACUUGCAAAUUUUAUAUUAUUAAGAAUCUAAAGGAAUAAGACAAAUGUAUCAUGGAUAUAUGAAUCCUAAUAUGUUUGUUUCUGUGGUUGUGGGUUUUUUGGGGGGAGGUGGAUGGCGCCAUGCAAAAAAAAAAAAAAAGUUGGGAACCACUGGCCUAGAAGGUACCUCCUAAUCCUUAUCUCCAACAGUCUGAUUUUUGUAAACAAAGCUAACAUUAGAUCAUCGUUGUCAACUUCUCAGCACAGAGGUGUAGAAUUGGGGGUGGGUGGGGGGGGUGUCAUGUUAUGCAUCACACUCUCCAGGCUGCACAUCAUCCAACAGUUCAUACAGUUUCCUUCAGAUGCUUACUAACUGUAAAGCUGUCUUGACUCUAGGGUAUAAUCUGUUAAUUAAGACAGCUGUGAAAAAUGAUACUCCAGUUAAAUGUGAAUUAAAUUAAACAGUUUAAAGAAAUUUAAAGAAAAAUCUCAGAUAAAGACUUGUAGUGCCACUUAAAAUAUCUCCUAAUGUUUUUUUUUGUUUGUUUGUGUUUGUUUGUUUUUUUUUGUGAAUACAGCCCCUGCAGUGAGUGACACAGGAUGAAUUUUACAUUCUGCAUAAGGACAUGAGUUGAUCCCAUUCCUUAUAAGAGGCUUUCUUGUUGAAUGGUUAAUUGUGGUGGUCAGAGUUCUAUGAGAGGGAAAGAUGCUGAAAAGUUGCCAUGGUGGAAUACUAUGAAAAGAGAGACAGAUAAAGAAAGAGAUGGCAGUUGGAAGGAACAGAUUGUCUGUAGCUUUUUUCAUAGCAGCCCUGUAGAGUUUACUGCUGAGAGACAGACAGAAGAACAGAGAUAGGCUGAUCUCUGUGAAGUCAUUAUGUCAUGUGACAAGACGCAGUGCCUAUUUCUUUACCUUUCCUUGGACAAAAAUUCCUCUGAAGCCUGGUUUUCAGAGAAUGUAUAUAACUUUGAAUCCAUUCCACAUUGCACAAGCCCCUUCAUAAACAGGAAUGUUUGCAUUUGACGUGGAUGUACGUUACUAUUUGUGUUGAUGAGGUUGCUAGGGAACUGUCCUAUAAGACCUUGCACUGCUGGUUGCUCUCUGGAAAGGCAGAUUGCCAGUCAUUAUAAAGGAGUUGUAUAUGGUUUGGAGGAAAGAGGGAGAGGACAACUGAGAGAGUUCUAGAUUGUACACCUCCCUGUGCAAACCACUGGUCACUGCUUAGCUGGCAUGGCUCUUAUAUUAAAAGCAACAUCUGCUGCAUCCAGCUGGGAUACCUGUUUAUCACAUUACGAACACUUAAAGAUAAAAAAAAAGCAUAACAAACUCAAUUUCUUAUGUGUUUAUUCAUAUGUCAUGUGGCAUAUUCAGGAAAAAGCAUAUGUAUGAAAGUUUUAAAUCCAUAAAUCAUUUCACAUCCUGAAGCAUACUGGCACAGGGAACAGCAUGCACUCCCAGAUAGAGAAAUUGUCAGACCUGGCAUAGUAGCAAAUCCUUUACAUCAUAAUCUUGCUAUGCAUUGUUGCAUUUACCGUAGAUAUUUGUUUUUGUCUAACACAUUCACUAUGAUUUUUUGCUUAAGGUCAUAUUUCUUCAAAG
Molecule: messenger RNA, 7112 nt
Organism: Pangasianodon hypophthalmus (striped catfish)
Lineage: Eukaryota; Metazoa; Chordata; Actinopteri; Siluriformes; Pangasiidae
Gene: drp2
Product: dystrophin related protein 2
Exons: 24
Coding region: 994-3606 (870 amino acids)
Biological process (GO): synaptic signaling
Cellular component (GO): plasma membrane
Molecular function (GO): protein binding; zinc ion binding
Source: RefSeq, a predicted model, not a curated record